Abrus precatorius (Indian licorice) is the source of this 2063-nucleotide messenger RNA. Its product is annotated as F-box/kelch-repeat protein At1g22040-like. The transcript has 3 exons. Bases 228 to 1661 code for a protein of 477 amino acids. The record is from RefSeq and is a predicted model, not a curated record. NCBI's taxonomy places the organism in Eukaryota, Viridiplantae, Streptophyta, Magnoliopsida, Fabales, Fabaceae. Gene Ontology annotation, molecular function: protein binding.
AUACCACACCAGAGAGAGAGAGAGAGAGAGAGAGAGCAAGGCAAACAGACCAAGGAACGGACCAUUGUAUUGUAACCGUGUUGUAAUGGAGAUAUCGACUCAAAUAGUAUUUUGAUUAUCGUUAGCCUCUUGAUCUCGCCAGUUUGCAGCAGCAGGACUGAAGUCAAAUUUUCUAUGCUAUAAUGUUGGCAAUUUGGGUUUCGUGCAGAUAUUGAGCUUUCCCGGAUAUGGGUUCUUUCUUUAGUAUGGCUAAUACCAAAUCCAGUCGAAGUGAGUCUAAUGAGGUCUCUCCAAAUGAGAGCUGCAAGAGGCAAAGAAUAUCACCUCCCUCUGUUGAAGAAUGUCCAAGACUUAUUCCUAAUCUCCCUGACGAGUUAUCACUUCAGAUUAUUGCUAGACUUCCUAGAAUUUGUUACUACCAUGUACGACUGGUGUCUAGGAAGUGGAAGGACACUAUCACAAGUUCAGAAUUAUAUAAAGUAAGGAAAGAACUUGGAACAACUGAAGAGUGGCUAUAUCUAUUGGUUAGGAUUGGAGAAAAUAAACUCUUAUGGCAUGCCUUAGACCCCCGUUCUCAGAUAUGGCAGAAGCUUCCUAUAAUGCCCAAUGUUGUUGAUGAAGAAGAAUCCCAAAAGGCUUCUUCUAGGCUUUGGAUGUGGAACAUGGUAGAAGGCAUCAGAAUUGCUGAAAUUAUUAGAGGACUGCUUGGGCAGAAGGAUGUGUUGGAUGAAAUGCCCUUUUGUGGUUGUGCCAUUGGUGCUGUUGAUGGAUGUCUUUAUGUUCUAGGUGGAUUCUCAAAAGCUUCAACCAUGAGAUGUGCUUGGCGAUUUGAUCCAAUACAAAAUGCAUGGAAGAAGGUGACUUCUAUGUCUACAGGUAGGGCUUACAGUAAGACAGGCAUCUUAAAUAACAAGCUUUAUGUUGUUGGAGGGGUUAGUCAAAGUCAAGCUGGACUGAUUCCUCUUCAGUCUGCAGAGGUUUUUGACCCCCGCACAGGUACAUGGUCCCAAGUACCUAGUAUGCCAUUCUCAAGAGCUGGAGUCCUGCCCACAGCCUUUUUGGCUGACAUGUUAAAGCCUAUUGCCACAGGGUUAACCCCAUACAAGGGGAAGUUAUACGUUCCCCAAAGUUUAUAUUCAUGGCCCUUUUUUGUUGAUGUUGGGGGAGAAAUAUAUGAUCCUGAAACAAAUUCAUGGAUGGAAAUGCCAACUGGAAUGGGUGAGGGCUGGCCUGCUCGGCAGGCAGGUACAAAGUUGAGUGUUGUAGUGAAUGAUGAAUUAUAUGCUUUUGAUCCUUCUAAUUCCGUGGAUAGUGGAAUGAUCAAGGUAUAUGAUCACAGAGAAGAUGCAUGGAAAGUUGUCAUUGGAAAAGUCCCUAAAUAUGAUUUUACUGAUUCAGAGUCUCCAUAUCUACUUGCUGGUUUCCAUGGAAAGCUUCAUUUCAUUACAAAAGAUGUCAAUCAUGAUAUUGCUGUUUUGCAGGCUGAUCUGCACAGUAAUUUGGAUUCUUCACCAUCCACCUCAACACCUCUAUCACCCAAGUAUAUGAAUGGAUUAUUUCCAGAAUCUGCUGCUGAAACUGAUGCAGUUGUUUGGAAAGUAGUUGCCAGUAGGGGUUUUGGGCAGGCUGAACUGAUUAGUUGCCAAGUUAUUGAUAUCUAAACUGAUACCAAGCAACAAAUCUGACAACCAAGAUGUCAGUUUAUUGGAAGUUAUGCAAUCUCUUCUACAGUGAAGGGAGUGCACUUUAGAUGGUAAGUGCACUAUUAGCAUUGAUUAGAAAAUCAAUGGUUGAGAUUUAUACAUGUGUUUGAUUUUAUAAAAAUACUCAACCACUGCUUUUUAAUCAAUAGUUAAAAGUGUAUUUUAUUCUCUAAAGUACAUUUCUUUACUUUAGAGGAGCCGGAUCCAGUUUCCUAACCUAGGUGCAUGAUGACAAUGAAUGCUAUAAGUCUCUGUAUUUAGUUUAUAUAUAAUAUCAGGUAAAUAUGUAUGUCCCAUAGAAACUGUCAGCUUCGACAAUGAUGUGCUUGUUGCUAGUCAAAUGCUCAAAUUUAUUACUAU